CUGGGUUUAGAUUGAUUUUCUGUGUCUUCCCACCUCGUGAGGUGGAGUUGGGAGGUGAUGCCUCACUGGUGUGAAGCUCCACAGCACUGCAGGUCAGCACCUCCGAGUUUUUAUAACCUGUCAGCUCUUUCUCUAAGUUUCCCAGAUAGAGUGGGGUCUCUAAAGGUGAAUAAUUGAUUCCCUUCACUCAUCCCUUUAUGUUUCAGACACCAACAUAGGUUUAUACUAAGUAAAUAAAAUAGGUUCAUGUUCAGUGUUGUGGAUGAGGGGAUUGGCCUUUCUGCCACUUCUACAGACUUGGGAAAGACAAAGAGGUUAAAGUUACUUAUUUCUGUGGAGUUCAAUCUAUGGAAAGACAUCUGCAGUUUGUUUAAACCAAAGUUUUUCUAUCAACACUUUAACUUACAGUGUGAACAAAUUAGUUUUAUGAAUUUAUCUGUCUUUGCAAGUUGUCACAGUGAAUAGUUUUCUACAAGUCAUAGUUUUCUACAGGAGUAAUUAGUGAUUGUUUUCUGUGAGGGGUUUAGAAUAUUUGCCAUCGGAAUUAAUGCUGCACCUUCACGAGAAUAACCACAGACAGCAAAACAAAAUGGGCCCAGUUUUAACACUAACUGCAGCGUUUGGCAUGACUCCUGACAGACUUUUGGUUUCAUUUUGUUUCAUUUGCUUUCCACAGCAGCUUGAUAAUGCUUCUCAAGAGACACAGAGGAAGAAAAAGGCUUUCCAAGUAAAAAGUCUUCUGUUUAAGAGAGGUUAUCAGUGAGUGGGAGAAAAUGAAAGGUUGAAGGGUGCAUAUUUAACAUCUUGCUAACCUGGGAGAAGAGGAGGGAGGGUAUCAAAGCUGUCCUUCAAUAUUAUCUGCAGGUACCCUGAAAUAUAGUAUAAAAUAAACAGGUAUUUUAAAUAAAAGGCUUGGUUCUACUGGAAAUGAGUAAGAAAAGGACGAUACAGGAACUGUUUAUUCUUUGUAAAAGGACCUGUUAAAGGUUACCUUUUAUCUAUUUUAUCUUGCAGAAAUGCUUUCAGGUGAGUGGAAUACUGGAGUUUUAUAUCUAGCUGUUAUUAUAAAUUGUUAUUGAAAUACUGUGACUCAAAAUAAAGAAGUGGCAAGAAUGGAAGUGAAGGAACUGCCCAGAAACAAAUGCCAGAAAAGCAGGAACACAACAUCCAAAGGAAGUUUGGUGUGGGGUGUCAAGCCAGUGGUUCAAGAUUUGUGUUUGUGUUUUGCUCAGGUUUUAGUACAGUUUUGGGUGAAGGGUUUAGAUUCACAUUUAGUUUACUAAAUAUCAGCAAUAAUUUUAUUAGUUGUCCCACACCAGAUUGACCUCCUCUUGUCAGCCCAAGUUCCUGAAAUCAUAUUAAUCAACUCUGAGCAGAAAAGCAAAAUUAACUAAGAAAAAACAGCUGCCAAUAACAGGGCAUUCAUAGAACUGGAAUUUUAAGGAUGUUUGGACAACUUUCAUAAGUUUCCAGAAGCUGUGGAUACUGACAUUUAGUCCAAACAAACAACACAGCAUGAAGUUGAUGCCCUGGGAAAAUCAAGUGCCAGUAUGGCAACAUCUGUUUAAAAAGGUGAAUCAGCACUGCUUGCUGCCAAUUCUGUCAUGAGCUCAACAGACCUUGAUUUCAUGUAUGCAGAGGUGGGGGACAGAACCUGUAUUUGACAUUCUUUGAGGUGAAGCACAGAGGGCAGAAAUCUCCUCCAGGACAGGGUCAGGCUUUGGCUGCUGUUGAGAGAAUUGCUGCAGCAGGAAUGGCUGCAGCUCUCCCUGUGUGGGUCAGGAACACAACCACGUUCCCAGUGCUUUUCCUUCCAGUUAUUUCCCUUCUCUCUGGCAUUUCCACUCGCCUGGCUGGUGACAGUGUGGUACUGAGAUAAUGAAGGGGCUGUGUGAUCUGUAAUUAAUGAGCUGUUUGCAGGGGCAGGAAAGCUGCAGGUGCAGCUGAGAUUUGAUGAGCUGACCUGCAUGGAGCUGUUACACUGCAAUGAUGCAUUUAAGCUGCACACUGUAGUUCAGUUUAAGCAGAAAUCUCAUUUUUAGCCAGACACAGGUACCUGGGUGUCUCUGUGGAGUGUAACACCAUGUUAGAGGUGCUGGUCCAGCCCCAGGAGCUGCUGUGUGAAUGCAGCACAAGGUCUGCACAGCAAAUGUUGGCAUUUACCCACGUCAGGAUACUCAGGAGUAUCCUCACCUGAGGUGGGUAUCCAGCCUGCCCUUGUUUGUGCCAUAAAGUCAUACCAAGUUCUAAUUAUGAAAUUAUGACUUAAAUAUUCAUUCUGGGAGAAAAUUAAAUGUCCUUAAAAUCUCAUUAAAAAUUAGCUGGUGUGAGCUAUAGGAAAAUGGUCAGAGUCUAAGUCAAUAAGGAUCAAGUUUCUGAGGAGGAAGGAGAGUUUUAUUAAAGAUUUUACAGACGUUAGGAACACUUUGUUCUGGAACUCGAAUGUGUGAUAGACCUGUGUAACUGCUUGACAUUGAACUUUUAUCUCUAUCACACACAGCCUGUAACCUUCUUUAUUAGACAGUAGAAACUGGGGGUGAGUAGAAUCAUGGAGUUUGAUUUGGAAAAGAUUUUGAGUUGGAAAAGACCUUGACUUUUGAAAAGAUUGGCAAUUCCCAGUCCUCAGUGGGGGUACUGGUGCCACACUGGUUAUUCCGUCAGGAGUCCAUUGACACAUUGGACAUCACUGGAUCUCUGCUUUCAUUUGUUCCACCCUGAUCAUGGGAUGAGGGCACUUUUAGAAAGAAGAGUUGUUAAUAAGUUUUUUCAAAUAGCAUGAUGGGAAAGAGAAAGUGAUUUUAUUUUUUAUUAAAUCUGGUUUAUGUUUGAGUCAGCCAAGGUCCAGGAGUUGUGUUUAAAGGCAUCCAACUACAUAAUUCUCUUGCUCACUUCCUCUGCUGUUUUCAAGGAUUUUACCUUAAAUAUCAUAAAAAUACCAGAGGAUCCUUUCUUUUUGUUCUAACUUCAGUAAAAAGCUAUUCAAAUGGUGGAGAAUUUAUCCCAUAGACUAGUUCCAUAUAAGCCAACAUCAAUGGGAAUCAUCCAGAAUUAGGGCAUUCUGUUUAAAACUAAAGCACAGGUCAAUUCUCCAGAGUGGGGGAAGAUAAAAGGAAUAACUUAACCAAACACAGCAUUUUUCUCAUUUAGAAAUCAAGAGAAAUCAGCAAAUUUAAGGCCAACUUGUAUUUUGCAGCACAUAUUUUUUUAAAUCUGUUUCUGAGGGGGGAAAGAAAACAAAACAGUUUAAGGAUUCUUUCCCUCAUUAUUUUUUGGAUGAAGAGAUGCCCAUCUUUUUAGAGUCAUCUCUGUUUUUUUAGGAAUAUGAAAGCCUUCAUGAAAAAAAGCUUAGUUUUUUUUUUCUCCUAUCCUGGGUGCCUUGGAGAAGUCACUCCAUAGAAGUUGUAUCUCCCUGCCAGAACUUGCUCUUAGGUAUUCAAGGUCCUUCUGAGGGGGAACAUUGAGCAACAUUUCAGGGGCUGCCCUGAGCUGUAAGGACUUCAGCAUUGGCAGUGUUUACUGCUCUGGGGUGAGGAGAGGACUUGUUCUUUAUUGACUGUGUAAUUUUCUGUUCUGAUUUGCUCUCAUGAUGCAGCGUGUGCUAAAGAUUAACACUGUAAAUGAAGAAUUGCUCUGCAAACAAACCUCGGGUAGGCCAUGGAUUUCAUAAACUUUUAAAUGUUAGAUAAAUUUAAUCACGGCUUUAAAGCAAAGACAGUUUGAUCUGAUUGGGUUUUGCGUAGAAUUAUCCUUUUUCAAUGUAGUUUUUUGUCUUCCAGGAUAAUUGACAGCUUCUGUGUGCCAUGAGGGAUCUUUCCUAUGGCUGACCCUGUGAUGAGACAGCCACUGUGUCUGAGCUGGAACAAACACAGUGUCUGUGAGGAUGAUUUUCUCAUGUGUAUUAAUGCAUCCUGCAGCUCCAGCUGCCCCAUUCCACGUGUGGGUAUUCAAGCUGCAUUCAGUACCAGCUUCAUGUGACAGGCAUGCCUGAUCUUCCAUUCACAGUUAACCCUUGAGAGGCCUUGCCACUGCUUGGAUUAGUUCAGCUCAUGGCAGGUGGCUGCUGAUGGUGUCACCACGGGUUUAACUGGUGACUGAUUCAAAAGGCACAGGACAGGUGAUGGGCAUCAGAAAACUGUCAUUUAAGGGAUCUAUGCCCUGGCAGGCCAGCAGCCAAAAAAGACUUAUGGAGGUGAGGCAACAGGAAACUUGUGCUGUUGUAACUGGAAAAAGUCUAAAUAACUCUCCAUGUUUGCCAGGUAUUUUGAGGGAAGACUUUCUGCAGAAUGUUUAUUUAUGUUUUCAGAUGUAAGAAAACAGCCCUGGACCAAGUAGCUGUAGAUGCAGACCUUUUAACCUUGUAUUUUGUAUGGUAUUUUAUUGUACACUAAAGUAUGUUAUGAUUGGAUACCUGGAGUCUACAAGUAAUGAGGAUUGCAAAACCUUCCUUCAGUUUCCUUGACACACACAGUAGCACACACAGGCCCUGAAUUCAUAGAGCCUUUCUUUACAACUGAAAUUUGGACUAAUUUCACAAGACAGGAAAAGAGGAAUACAGGAAAUCAGGAUGGGGAAACAGGAAAAAAAAAGGAAACUAAUCUAAAACAAAUCUCUAAAUCUAUCCAAAUUUCCACUCCGAAUUUCAAAGCAAAUGAAGGACUCGAACAGGGAAAAGUUUCAAAUGUUUCCAUAUGGCAUGGGUUAUUUUUGUAGAUCCAGGACAGGAGGAUGCCAGGGCGGGUCCGCAGCCAGCUGGGCACUGGCAGGCGGUGUCGCCGGGGGGCGAUGGGAUGUCGCGAUACUCAGGCCCUAAACACCCUGCUGGCAGGUUAGGUUAGCUCUGAACUCAAACCCUGGCUGCAAUAAACCAGCCUGAAGUUUAUCUGUGGCUGGGUGUGACCUGUGCUUGCACCGAUUCGCUUUCCAGCCUCAGCUUCUAAUUUUCUAAUUUUUCCCAAGUGUUUCUGUCGUGUAAGAACUAAAGAGUGUAGAACAUUGGAAAAAAAUAUAUAUUUUUUUUUUCCUUAAAAAAGGACAUUAUGUUUCCCAAAAAAUUCUGUGGUUCUAAAAUGUCUUUUCAAUGAAAUCUCCAUUUGUAUAGGAGAGGGAGGGGCUGAUUUAUCCACACCAGCAAAUACCUUGAUAUUGAAAUGUGACUGAAACAAAAGCAGUAGCGUUUUGCUACUUUGUCUUUCUAUAAAUCAUUGAAAUGCAUUGAAAUGAAUAAAUACAUUUCAUUGAAAUGCACAAGAAUUUAAACUUUGAAGGGUUUUGGAAGUGUGUACAGAUGAAUUUCUUUGGUAGCUGUGUUGAUGUUCAUACAAGACCUCAUUUAAUUUCAGCACCAUUGAUUUCUCAUGUAAGCAUGCAUUUAGUGGUGAGAGUAGAACAAGCAGAUGACCUGAAAGAGGGAACUGCAGAAGCAGUGAGGCUGUCAAAGUCUGACUGAUUGAAGGGUCUGUAUCUGUAUUAAUUUCCUGUAACUGGGAGAGACCCCUCGGAUUCUGGCACGAGGAGGAUUUGUCACAGACUGAUUCUGCCCCUCUGGGACAGAUGUGACCACAUCUGUGUCCCUCAGCACAGCAGAUCCCCCAGCAUCCAAGGGGAAGCUAUGGAUUCCUUGCCUGCCUGUGGCCUGUCACCACUGAUACACGAGUCAGGGGACACCUAAUCCCCUCUACCAUAUUUAUUUUAUGUGAAGAGAUGGUAGAGGGCCUUUUUGGAGGUAGGAGUUAUGAGUACUUUUAUUAUCAUCAUUCUCAUGGUCAGAGAGCAGCUACGAGCCCUUACAAGUUUUCACUGCUUUCUAAACCCCAGUUAUAAAGUUGCUUCAAAAAUCCACAGUGAUUUUGUUCUGGAUGGCUUGGAAAGUCUAAGGGCAUUCUAGCAUUGCAGCACUUAUGGCACAGACCCAAAUGAUAUUGCCUUUUCCAUUAAUUUAAUGUUCAACCUGCCUUUCUAGAAAUAAAGCUCAGUUCCCUUGUUUUGCAGUGCUGUAUUUUACAUUUCUUAUGCUUUUGUAGUGUCCUUGAGAUGACAUUGCUUUGCCUGCUACAGCCCAUUCUUUCUCAUGGUGUGGUUUAUUUUGUGGAUAUGCUGGGCAGAUGAUUAGUGGAAUAAGACACAAAGACUUCUAAAAGUAAUCUACUGGACAACUGAGAACACAGAGAAUCUUUCACUGUGUGAAAAUGUCUUAUUGAUGGAUACUGACCUGUUUCUUAAUUCAGAGUGUGAAUUGUUUGAUACAAGGUGGGUUGCUUGGCAUAUUUACUUACAUGUAGACUCCUUUAUUUUAAAAACAAUUUUUCCCUCUUCUUUGUGACCACAGGAAUGGUUUGUAUGAACCAUGUGCUGGUGUGUGCACACCUCUCCUGAGUCACUGCCUUUCAGAAACACUGGAUGUGCAGGUUACUUACUGUGGGGUAUAAGUGGUCUUUUACAGAAGUCAGAGUGAAGAGAUAUUACUGCUGGCUGGAGUGGAGGGGUACAUGGGAGCUGACCUAAAAAACCUAUGGAAAACAAUGCUUCUGCCAGGGCUCAGCCUCAACCCUGCAGAUUUUGGAGCUUCACUCAAGAAAUUGAGAGGAGCAAAUAUUUGUGUAAUGCAAGAGUUGUCAACAGUCUUUGGUUUGACAACAAUCUGUGGCUGCCCAGGCUCCCAGCUGGUAGAGACAUGCACUCAGGGCCGUGCAGUACUGGACUGCAGUAAAAAGACAUGAUAAAUACAUGAUGCAUCCUGCCUAGCGAGACCUUACUGACCCAAUGCAUUUGGAAAUAAUGAUCAUUAAACUUUCUCCAGCAGCAGCCUCCAGUUUAUUUGCAGAAUUUUUAAUGCCACCUUUAUAUGGAAGCCUCACUGGUUUUCCUUCUCUUUUCUCCACUUCUGGGAUUGCUACCUUCUUCCAGCUCUGCCAAAAGGAAGACUCCCAGUGGUGAAGACCCCAGGACAAUAUUCCUGCUUAGACUCAAUUUCCUCCAGCCACCAGAGCUUGAACAGAGUUGAUUCUCUCCCUGCUGCCUCCUUGCCUGCAAAGGAGCAUCUGCAGCAGAAGAGCUGCCCAGGAGGGUGCUGCAGUGACCCCGCAGCAGCAAGGUGUGCCCAGAGUAUUGACAAAGUACCUUUUUCCUGGCACUGUUUAUACUCUGAUCUGAGUAAAUCAGGCCCAGCCAGCUGAAGGGAAAUGCUGCUGAUAGGAUCGUGUCCCUGCUGGAAGCUGUGCCAGCCAUGCCGGGGAGGGAUCAGACUUUGCCCCCCCUUUCACAGCUCCGUGGGCAGCAGCCCAGAGAUGUCUCUGCACCUCCCUGCUGUAAAAGCAGCCCUUGGCAUCCUCAGCACAGUCCCUGCUUUGCUGGGUUCUGUGGGACAUGCUCAGCUGGGAGGGCUGGCAGGGCUGCCCAUCCCCAGGCAGCUCGGGCUCACCCUUCUCACUCAACUUCAGCAGCAGUCACUGGCAGAGGAAAUGUUACAGCCAUCACCAUCUCUGGCUGCAGCACUAAUGCUUUUUCCCUUUGUAAAGCCUGGGCAUUUUUCAAAGCCUGUAUUCACUCAGCACCCACUUGAGUGUAUUUUUAUUGUAACUAUGCAUGCAGUGCACCUCAGGGAAUAAGUAUUUAGAUGUCAGUCAUCGAAGUCCAUGAUGCAGUUAGUUGAAUUUUUACUGCUUGGAAUAAAUUUACAAGUUUUUCUUGUUUUCAAGGGGUUUUUUUGGCAAAAAAUCUAUCUGUUGAGCAGGUAAAAAAUGUAUUAUGUUUAUUUUUCUCACUAUAUUCUGGCCCUUUAGUUAAUUUUAAAUGUGGUUUUACUCAUGUGUGUUUCUUAAACAUUCUAUUGACGCUUCUGUAAAUGAAGGGGGGUUAUUACCAAUAUUUGUACCAAUACUUGCAGGGAUGCAUAUAUUUUUAAAUAUACCUAUAUGUAAAACAUUUAAUUAGGAAGUUGUAGUGGAUAUUAUUCAAACAGCAUUUUGCAUGUUUGUAACUCAGAUUCUUAUGGUGAAAAAGAUUAUUGCAGAUUAGUCCCUUGAGGAGGGAAGCAUUCACAUUAUGAGCUCCUGAAAAAUAAAUAUUUUUUCUUUUUUUUUUUUUUGGCCAAGUCACCUUUUGUAUAGCAGCUGCCACUUAGAAAAUAAGCCAGUCCCACCAAGUUCCACUUAACUGUUGUCUGUUUACUGUGUGUCUCUGCACAGGUUAUUUGGCAUUUACAUACUCGGAGCUCUCAACCAUCCAAAUUAAAGUAGCAGCUUGUUUGUUGUGGUACAAAUGAUUUUCUGUGCAGUGAAAGCAUGGAUUUUUAAAGUAACAGCUGUAGAGCUGCAUUUCUGAGCUGGCAAAUUGGGUUGCUUUGCCAUUCUGUAUUCAAUAUUUCAGCAGUAUUUCCAGUGGAAUUUUUUUUCCUACCUUUCAAAGCGACAAUAUGGACAUGGCAUUAGUAAAUCACUAAUUCUUAGGGAGUGGGGAAUCUUGGUGGUUGUGCUACAGCACAAAAGAUUAAGAUGUGACAAAGCAAAAGGUCUUUGAUAGAGCCAGGAAUUCAAAUCCAUGGGUCAAAACUGGUGUUUCUGCUGAAAUUAUAGGACAAGAGCUACCUGGAAGGCUCUGUCAUAUCAUGACCUUCUUUAAUUGCUGAGUAUUAAGGCUGAGGCAAGUUUUAAUUGAUGUGUGUGCCUUAAUCACUAAACAAAAACACAAAUAUCACUGUGAAGGGAACUGCAGCUCUGCUCUAACUCCAGUGCAGGCGUUCAUGCAGUAGAGGGCUGCCACCCUGAGAAGGGGUGGUGAGAUUGCAGCUCUGCUUUUCUGUCCUUCAAACAAGCAGGGUGCCAUCCAAAGCACUACAGAUUUGUCCAAAUCAGGAAAGGGCUAGAGGUUUUUCCUCACUCCUUCACUUUAAGAAAUCAGCUCUUGUCUGUAUAGAUACAGAUGAAGUUAUUUGAACUAGGUUAAAAAGAGCUGUGCUGAAUGCUGUCGCUGCUCUCCUGUUUGGAAGUUGUGCUGAGAGGUUUUAUGAGCUCUCUGCACCAAUCCUGCAGCAAAGAGGAAGCAGCACAUAAUGAUUUCCCAUCUCAGUUCACCAAUUUCAACUCAAAAGAAAGGUUUGAUUAUUAAGCUUGAAAUUUUUUCCUCACAAGAUUAAUCCUUACUUUAGGGAGUUAAUUCCAUUUAUAUCAGUAAGAUUACUCACGUGAGUAACCAGCCACAGAAUUUGCCUGUAGUACUGUGAUUGCCUAGGGGGAAGUACAAGCAAGUCUGCAAUUAAAGUUACAAAAGGAAAACCUUUUCUGACCUUUUCUUUUCUUCUUUCUUUUCUUUUUUUUUUUUUUUAAGUAUAUAUCUCUACUGUUUCAUUGACUAGUGACAAUGGCUGUUGCAUUCUGAGGUGUUAAUAACAGCAGCACAAAAUGGCUUUUCUUUAAUAAGAAAAAAAAUAGGAAAUGCUAAAGCUUCACUGAGAAGGAUCUUUAAGUUUUAACUUCAAGAAACCCUAGGCUUUCUUCAUGUGCAUCACAUUAGUGGAAAAUUCCUUCAUUCAUUUAAAGAAGAUAAACAGUUGUAACUUUCACGUUUGGUUGAUGUGACAUCAAUGACUGACUGGGACUGCCAGCAUUCCAAAAAGGAUAUCGUCCUCAUCUGCAGCCACUCAGGGCUGUGGGGUGGAGCCUGCAGCACAGGCUGAAACAUUUACAGGUGCAUAAGUACCUAGGGAAGGGCACAGGUGAUGCACCUGUCCCAGGAAAGGAGCACUUGCACAGGUGUGUCACAACUCACCUGGCUUAGAGCAUGAGCUUCUUUGACCCACAAACGCAUUCCCCUCCACGCUGCAGCCCACAAUUCCCAAAUAUCGGCCAAGAACCUCCAGAGAUGAAUAUCUACUACGAGAACUUCUUCCACCCACAGAACAUCCCGAGUCCCCAGCGACCAAGCACCUUUGAGACGACGGAUUACAACGCCACUCCCAACCCCUACCUCUGGCUAAACGGACCUUCCAUUACCCCACCGCCGUAUCUGCCAGGAUCCAACGCCAGUCCUUUCAUUCCGCAGUCGUACGGGAUGCAGAGGCAGCUCUUGCCUAACAUGCACAGCUUGGGAGGAACUGACCUUGGCUGGCUUCCCCUCCCGUCCCAAGAGGAGCUCAUGAAGUUGGUGAGACCACCUUACUCCUACUCUGCCCUCAUUGCCAUGGCCAUCCACGGGGCACCUGACAAGAGGCUGACUCUGAGCCAGAUCUACCAGUACGUGGCUGACAACUUCCCGUUCUACAACAAAAGCAAAGCUGGCUGGCAGAAUUCCAUACGGCACAACUUGUCCCUCAAUGACUGCUUCAAGAAGGUGCCUCGAGAUGAAGAUGAUCCAGGAAAAGGGAAUUACUGGACUCUCGACCCAAACUGUGAAAAGAUGUUUGACAAUGGAAACUUUCGCAGGAAGCGGAAGAGAAAGUCUGACAUUGAGGCCAGUGCUGCUACUCUUGCAUCUGAGAAAUCCGAGGACAGUACCCUGACUGGCAGCCCCAAAGCUGCAGAGCAUCAUGAUAUCUUGGAAAACUCAUCACCUGGGACUGACAAUUCACCUGAGAAAGGAUCUCCUCCUCCCUCUUCCAGCAGCCCAUGUCUCAGUAACUUCCUCUCCAGCAUGACCGCCUAUGUGCACAGCUCCAACUCGGGGAGCCGCUCCGGGCCUGUGGGACUCAGCUCUGAACCCAUUGACAAAAUGGGGCAGAACAUGGUAGGCUUCAAUUCCUACUCCCCACUCUCCAGUAUCCCCAGCCAUGGUGUGGGAGACUGGUCCAAUUCCAUGCCUUCCAGUCACCUUGGCCACAGCAACUCGGUGCUCAACCAGUUUAACACCCAUUUUUACAGCAGCCUCAGCACAAACAACACCCUGUACCCCAGGGAAGGCACAGAGGUUUAACUGAAGCAUUCUAGGACACUAGAGGAUAGUUAUUUAUGACAGGAAAUGAUCCACAGGCAGGUGAUUAGCAUUAGCCUCUUGUCUGUAGGACCACGCUGCAUCCUCCUCCUGACAGCCACCAACUUGUUACCUUUAUACUGAAAUCACAAACACCCCACAUUCAGCAGCUGCACCGGAAAAAGCAGGGAUCAUAGAAGGAAUAGUGAAAAGUUCUUCUCAGACACUGCUUGUGCUGCUGCCAACCAGGCUCCUCUACAGAAGUCCUUGAGAAGUUACAGCUUGCCUUAGGCAGGAGGCUCUUUCUGGCAUGGCAUUAACAUUGCUGUGCUUUUUAAAGUGGUAACAGAAAUGUGGUGGUACCUUUACAUAUCCUGGCUUCAGGUAUAGGCUGCCUGUACUAAAUGCUCAGCAAGUUCUUAUUUGGCCAAAACUCUCCUGAAGCACUCUGGAGAAUCCAUAAUAAAAACCACUGUAUAGUGAGUAACAAGAAGCACUUGAAUGGUGAGUGCUGUCUUUGGCUUUUUCUCGUGCUAGUGCAUGUUUAAAGCCUGACCCCCUUCCAGCCCCAUGGGAGCGUGGCAGCAAACUGACUUCAUCCUGCACACAACAGGAAUUUUGAAGCUGAAGGGAAGCAUAACAAAAUACACUGGAAUUGUCUUCUGCUGUUGGAUCUUUGUGCUUUCAAUUCUAAUUACAGGGUCAAUUUUAUUUCUUACACAUGUAAAUCUAGUCACAUAAGGGAAACAGGAUCUGUCCUGAAUAUAUAAAUGUAUAUAUUUAAGACAUGUUUUUUGUAAGAAAACACAUCUGUUAUAUCUUAACAUUCUUCAUUGAUCAUUUCUACUGAGUAAUGGGUUUGAAUACUGGGGUGGGAGGUGAGGGAAGAAGAAAAGGGAGGUAAGAAGUUUAACUGUCUCUGAAUUUCAGUUUCAAAGGCUGGGAUCUUUCAGAGUAUCAACUGCAGAUAUUAUAAAAAGUCUCUGUACUGUAUAUUUUUUUUCAUUUUGUACAAUUUUGUGCUGUUAGUCCUUGUGUAAAUAUUAGAAAUAAUUCUUAUUUUUCCUACACUCUACUGUAGCUGCAAGCAUUUCAAAAUAUAGAUUAAGUUUUUUAAACCAAGAAUUAACUCGAGUUCCACAUUUAUGUAGAGUAAUAUCUCAAAAUGGACAACCCCAGAAGCAUUUUUAAUAAAGCAUUUGUAAAGAAGA
Messenger RNA from Parus major (Great Tit), 12110 nucleotides. It is a transcript of the gene FOXI1, whose product is annotated as forkhead box I1. Gene Ontology annotation, biological process: regulation of transcription by RNA polymerase II; cell differentiation; anatomical structure morphogenesis. The transcript has 2 exons. Gene Ontology annotation, molecular function: DNA-binding transcription factor activity, RNA polymerase II-specific; RNA polymerase II cis-regulatory region sequence-specific DNA binding. The record is from RefSeq and is a predicted model, not a curated record. Lineage: Eukaryota; Metazoa; Chordata; Aves; Passeriformes; Paridae. Bases 9775 to 10902 code for a protein of 375 amino acids.